Passer montanus (Eurasian tree sparrow) is the source of this 684-nucleotide messenger RNA. RefSeq lists its product as uncharacterized. NCBI's taxonomy places the organism in Eukaryota, Metazoa, Chordata, Aves, Passeriformes, Passeridae. The record is from RefSeq and is a predicted model, not a curated record. The coding region runs from base 1 to 684 and encodes 227 amino acids. The transcript is spliced from 5 exons.
AUGAAUUUCCAGAUAAAAAUUCUUCAACAAAAGUCUGAAACGGCAGGAGGACAAAAUUCAGAUGUGUCAAAGGUUUUAGUAUUAAAAACAGACCAAGCAGUUAAUGAAGAAGAGAAGACUGACUGGUCAGUGGAAAAGCAACAUCUUUGGCAAGCACUUACCAUCCUACAAGAGAUAGAAGAAUCUUUACAGAAACGAGAGAGGGAAGUCACUGAGCUCCUACAAAGUGAAAGAAGAUUUUACAAGGCAAUGAAACCUCAAGUGACAGUGCUAAUAUUCUUGAAAUCUCUUAUCAAGAUGGUUCACACCAUAUAUUGUGAUGUUCCUGAGGCACAGCAAUGCAUCUAUCAGCUUAUCAGGAAGAACAAAGAUGAAAGAUCUGUUCGGGAAGAAGUUUUUAAUAAUGCUCAAGCUGACAUUCUGUCCUAUGAAAUGUUUUGUGGAAAUGAACUUAUGGAUGACACAAGGACACACCUCCCAACGAAGCUUUUCAGAAACAUUGGGAAAGCAAAGUGUGAUUUAGAAUAUGUUGAAACAGAAAAAAUAGUGUUUGACUGUAUCCAGACAGGAGAAAUCCCCAACUGGAUUAAAAGGGAUUGUCUUUAUGUAGCCUGGUCAGAAGACCCUGAAAUACGCCCUGAAGAGAUAGAGUCACCAUUCCGAGGAACUCCUGCAGAAGUUUAA